Geodia barretti is the source of this 1459-nucleotide messenger RNA. The record is from the annotation of a GenBank genome assembly. NCBI's taxonomy places the organism in Eukaryota, Metazoa, Porifera, Demospongiae, Tetractinellida, Geodiidae.
UGUAGACUGAAAAAUAUUGCACCACACAAAACAACAACUCGUGCGUGUGUCGACCGUCGCCUCGCUCGAAAAAAGAUGGUGCUAUAGCUAGCUGACCUGGGGAGGAAGAUAACGACCGCUCUGCGGUUCCUUGGCAACGCCACUGUUAUCAAUGAAGAGGUCCUCCAGGCUAUGCUGAAGGAGAUAUGUACGGCUCUUUUGGAAGCUGAUGUGAACGUGAAACUUGUUGGGAAGCUACGUCAGAAUGUCGGAGCUGCCAUAGAUUUUGAGGACAUGGGAGCGGGACUCAGCAAGCGCAGGAUCAUCCAGACCUCAGUUUUCAACGAACUCUGCCAACUGCUGGACCCGGGUGUGCCGGUCUGGCACCCCACGAAGGGUCGGUCAACUGUCAUCAUGUUUGUGGGUCUUCAGGGCAGUGGAAAGACUACCACUUGUACCAAGAUACGUAACAUAAUAAUGAUUUUAUCGGCUAUACGGAGUGGAUCCAGUGGUGAUAGCUCAGGAGGAGUGGAUAAAUCCAAGGAAGACUCUUUGAAGUCAUCAUCGUUGACACCAGGUGGAGGGAGCAUCCAGAGUCCCGUACCCCCGGAGCCAUCUCCCAUCACCCCCAGUCCUCUGGUCACGCCACACAGCCAGGAGAGCAAGGCUGAGACUGCCCAGGAGAAGACUGCCAAGUCAGCCAGCCCGGGACCAGAGGCUGCAGACUCCAGUGAGGCCAAACCUGAGAAAGAAGGUCCUGCCACGAUGGGAGAGACGGUGGAAGAGGGAGACGAGGGGGAGAUGACAGGGGUGGGGGAGGAGGAGGGGGGAGGAGGGAAGGGGAAGGAAGAGAGGGAGGGGGGAGAGGGAGAGAGGGCCAAACCAAUGGAGGAAACUGGGGAGCAGGCUCAGACAAGUCCCCAGCCAGAAGGUGACUCAUCCCAGCAACAGGCCACACCCACCUCGUCAGAGGAGCCAAUGGAACACAGACACUGUGUCUCGUGCUGUGUGUUUUCAGACUCUCUCACUUCACAUAGUGUCUGACUGUGUACAGCCUUAUUCUGUCUUACACCUACAUACAAAUCUGACUUUGAUGUAAUAAUCUUUUGACAACACUUACAUACUGAUUCAUGGUAGCUAAUUGCAUGCUGGUUUGUUGAAGUUGCCUAUCCUUUCUGUGUAUUAUUUUCCUGAGACACAUGUGCUGUUAUUAACCCUCGGCGCGCAUGCGCAGCGAGGGUUACGGUAUUUUGCUCGUUAUAAAUUACUUGGCUAUAAUAGUAAUAACGUCAGAUGCUAUUUGUCGGACUCGGAACCGAAGAAGAAAUAUGCAAAAGAGGCGUGGCCUGGGAAGAAGCCUACUGCUCAUUUACUGUUAUAAUUGCACAUGAUAUCAAUCAAUGAUAAUUAACACAUACUGAAGACAUUUGUGGUCCCUUCAGAUGUGCAGUGCAGUAUGCAUGUACACUGUGGCCAUGAU